Messenger RNA from Aspergillus calidoustus, 873 nucleotides. Lineage: Eukaryota; Fungi; Ascomycota; Eurotiomycetes; Eurotiales; Aspergillaceae. The record is from the annotation of a GenBank genome assembly.
AUGUCUCGACUAGGAAACCGCGCCGACUGGGCGGACGACGAAGAAUUCGACGACCCCUCCGCACUCCCCGCGCAGCAAAUCACAACGAACAAAGACGGCACCAAGACCGUAACCAGCUACCGGUUCAACGACGACGGCAAAAAAGUAAAGGUCACCCGACGGGUCAAGACGACCGUCGUCCGUGAGCACGUCAACCCGCAAGUCGCGGAGCGGAGAACCUGGGCCAAGUUCGGUCUCGAAAAGGGCCACGCCGCGGGCCCCUCGUUCGACACGACCUCGGUCGGCGAGAAUAUCAUCUUCCGCCCCUCGGUCAACUGGAAGGCGCAGGCGGCUGAGGCGGAGAAGAAUGGAGGGGAGAAGGGAAGCAUCAAGGAUCAGCUGAAGGAUAAGAAGGUGAAGUGCAGAAUUUGUUCGGGCGAGCAUUUCACGGCUAGGUGUCCGUUCAAGGAUACCAUGGCGCCUGUUGAUGAGGGUGGUGAGGGUGGUGAGGGCGCUGGUGGUGCUGGUGGUGAGGAUGCCGCCGGUGGGCUUGGUGCUGGCGGUGGUAGUUAUGUGCCGCCUCAUAUGCGCAAGGGCGCUGCGGCUGGUGGUGAGCGGAUGGCGGGCAAGUAUGAGAAGGAUGAUUUGGCGACGCUGCGGGUUACGAAUGUUUCCGAGUUAGCAGAGGAGCAGGAGCUCCGGGAUCUGUUCGAGCGUUUCGGUCGUGUCACCAGAGUCUUCCUCGCCAGGGACAGAGAGACCCAGAGAGCCAAGGGCUUUGCCUUUAUCAGCUUUGCGGACCGCAGCGACGCUGCACGUGCCUGCGACAAGAUGGACGGGUUCGGAUACCGCCACCUCAUCCUCCGCGUCGAGUUCGCCAAGAGGGCUACAUAG